Messenger RNA from Micropterus salmoides (largemouth bass), 1348 nucleotides. RefSeq names its product transmembrane protein 251 (gene lyset). Lineage: Eukaryota; Metazoa; Chordata; Actinopteri; Centrarchiformes; Centrarchidae. Bases 446 to 892 code for a protein of 148 amino acids. The record is from RefSeq and is a predicted model, not a curated record. The transcript has 2 exons.
GAACAGAACGCUGCAUAUAAACAGUGUUAAAACUGACUAAAAAUGAAUGGAGUCUGGCGCAGAGAGUCUCGGGAACUCUGCUACAGUUACCCGAGGUCAGGUCAGAUUUAAUAUUGUUUUAAACCGGGCUCAUGAACAGAACGCUGCAUAUAAACAGUGUUAAAACUGACUAAAAAUGAAUGGAGUCUGGCGCAGAGAGUCUCGGGAACUCUGCUACAGUUACCCGAGGUCAGGUCAGAUUUAAUAUUGUUUUAAACCGGGCUCAUGAACAGAACGCUGCAUAUAAACAGUGUUAAAACUGACUAAAAAUGAAUGGAGUCUGGCGCAGAGAGUCUCGGGAACUCUGCUACAGUUACCCGAGGUCAGGUCAGAUUUAAUAUUGUUUUAAACCGGGCUCAUGAACAGAACGCUGCAUAUAAACAGUGUUAAAACUGACUAAAAAUGAAUGGAGUCUGGCGCAGAGAGUCUCGGGAACUCUGCUACAGUUACCCGAGUAUGGAGGAUGAUGAACUUCCGUCAGCGGAUGGGAUGGGUGGGCGUGGCUCUCUACCUGCUGCUCAGCGUCAUGGCGGUGUAUUACGUCUUUGAGGUCCACAGCUUCAGUUUGGAGCUUGUGCAGAGAGGUGGGGCCGGCCCGUCAGCCCCGCCACUCGCCAUCAGCUGGUCUCAGAGCCUUAGUGCUUACCUGCCGCCACUUCCUGUCUGGAUGUGGGCGUCAGUCUUCCUGCUGCCAUACCUGCAGCUCUUUCUCUUCCUGUUCUCCUGUACGAGAGCCGACCCUCGAGCUGUCGGUUACUGCGUCCUUCCUGUCUGCCUCGCCCUCCUCUGCAGCCGCCGCCACGCUGCCCGCAAACCGGCCAAUCAGAGAGGCCAGCCACUCAUUGACACGUAGGGGCUCGGGCCGUGGCAGGAGGACGAACUGAACUGUGUGUUGAUGUUUGUGAUGUCACUUCCUGUGUGCCUUCAAACAGUUUAACAAACAAUUAUUUUUGAUUAAACCCUCUGUGCUGUCUGUCAGGACCUGUAUUGUGCCCUGAGUACGACUGUCAGGAUCAAUACAUCUGCCCUCAGCGUCGACUGUCAGGAUCAACAGUUCUUUAUUCUGCAGCUGUCAAUCAUUCUCCUGUUGUUAUUGUGACACCACAGGCUAUCCUGUGCUGUGUUUGGCUAGAGCAUGUUUACUCUACCUGCUGUUUAACUCAUAGUUAGGUUAGUUAAUUGUUAACCUUAAUAUAGAGAACGUGACGGUUAAUCAAAAUACUUUGCUGUAUUUAAUAAGAUGAGUCACAUGACACAUGCUGGUUACUAUGAUAACUUUAUUAGAACUUAAAUAAAAUGAAAACCAAAA